Beauveria bassiana ARSEF 2860 is the source of this 915-nucleotide messenger RNA. Its product is annotated as haloacid dehalogenase-like hydrolase. The record is from RefSeq and is a predicted model, not a curated record. The coding region runs from base 1 to 915 and encodes 304 amino acids. Lineage: Eukaryota; Fungi; Ascomycota; Sordariomycetes; Hypocreales; Cordycipitaceae. The transcript has 2 exons.
AUGGCUGACAAGCGGAACCUACUUCUCUGCCUCGACGCAUUUGGCACCCUCUUCAGCCCCAAGGGCUCCGUAGCUCACCAGUAUGCCCACGUUGCGCGGCAGUGCGGCCUCACCGGCUUCUCAGACGGCGAGCUCGCGACGCAUCUGAUGGCCGCUAUCCGCGAGGAGCGCACGCGUAACCCCAACUACGGCAAGGCCACCGGUCUUGGAGCCACGCAGUGGUGGACGAAUGUCAUACACAAAACCUUUACUCCACUGAUUCCAGAGAACCAGCCGUUUCCGCCGACGUUGGUCCCGGCGCUGAUUCAUCGAUUCGCCUCAGCCAGAGGCUACGACGCGCAGCCCGACCUCGUCCCCGCACUGCGCGCAUUGCGUCGCCCCAAGGCGCUGCACGCCUUUGACAAGGUCGUUAUCGGCGUCCUAACCAACUCGGACGAUCGCGUACCCAGUAUUCUGUCCUCGUUUGGCCUAAACGUGAGCCCGCUACGCUACGGUGCCGACGAGCACGCCAGCCCUCGUCCGCGGGACGACUACGACGUCGACUUUCACUGCAUGUCUUAUGACGUGGGCUUUGAGAAGCCCGACGCGCGAAUCUUUGCCGCCGCAGAUUCCAUGCUGGACAGGAUCGUCACGGCGCGAGAAGGGGGAUCGGCGCGGGGGCAGGACUGGUACAGGAUUUACGUCGGCGACGAGCACGCCAAAGAUGUCCUGGGGGCCGCCAAUGCUGGCUGGCAUCCUAUCCUGUUGGAUUCUGACUCGCAGGCCUCCGACGUGCCAAAGCUUGAGGACUGCCCAGACCAGUCCAUCGCUGACGUGUUUCAACUUCAUCCCGUUGUGCGCGUGCCGUCUAUACGGGCCCUGGCGCUGUUGUUGUCUGGAUCUGGAUGGGCUUCGAAGAAAGCGUCCUGGCACUAG